Molecule: messenger RNA, 710 nt
Organism: Quercus lobata
Lineage: Eukaryota; Viridiplantae; Streptophyta; Magnoliopsida; Fagales; Fagaceae
Product: N-acetyl-D-glucosamine kinase-like
Exons: 4
Source: RefSeq, a predicted model, not a curated record
AAUGUGAUAACUUGUAGUGGCUAUGGGAUUGCUGCACAGGCAUUAACAGCAGUAGUGAGGGCCCAUGAUGGUCGUGGUCCACAGACAGCACUUACAGAUUGUAUUUUGAAAGCUCUCAGCCUUUCUUCUCCGGAUGAACUGAUAGGGUGGACUUAUGCGGAUCCAUCUUGGGCACGCAUUGCAGCACUUGUCCCAGAUGUAGUGUCUUGUGCAGAAUCUGGUGAUCAAAUUGCACAUAAAAUACUUGUUGAUGCAGUCAAGGAAUUGGCUCUAAGUGUGAAAGCUGUUGUUCAAAGACUUUCCUUGUGUGGUGCAGAUGGAAAUGGUUCUUUUCCUGUUGUGAUGGUUGGUGGUGUCCUUGAAGCUAAUAAGAGUUGGGAUAUAGGAAAAGAAGUUAUUAAUUGCAUCCAAAGACACUACCCUGGGGCUUAUCCAGUUAGACCAGAGGUAGAGCCUGCUGUUGGGGCAGCUUUGCUGGCCUGGAAUUUCUUGAUGAAAGAAUCAGAAAGGCACCACAACAGCUGACCAGGGAUCUCUUACAAGUGUUCUACUCUGCAUUUCAAAAUAUAAGAAGAUUUUUAAAGAACAUUGUUAUUGUCAGUGAAUUUCUUGUAUGUAGUCAUUGUAGAAAGAUAUUGAGAAGCUCUCUUAUUAAUUGUAAUCAUUAACUUAUCAAAAUUAAUCAUAAUUCAUGAUUCAGGAAUUUCUUA